Molecule: messenger RNA, 1320 nt
Organism: Gekko japonicus
Lineage: Eukaryota; Metazoa; Chordata; Lepidosauria; Squamata; Gekkonidae
Gene: SLC15A5
Product: solute carrier family 15, member 5
Source: RefSeq, a predicted model, not a curated record
AUGCCUCUGAUAGAUGUAAGAACCUUGCAAAGUAAGGGACUUGUCAAUCACAUCACAAAGAAGGACAGAAAACUCUUCCCCACCUGGGACCAAGUUGGCAAUUUGUCCGGCUCAAGGGCACAGAGAAAACUACACAUGAUGGUGUGCUUGCUGCUGGUGGUACUGUAUGAGAAGUUCGCCUUCUCUGGCAUUGUCUGCAGCAGCAUCCUUUUCUGCACCAUCAAGCUCAACUACCUCAAUUACCAAGCAGCCAUAGUUAACCUGGGGUUUGUGGCCUGCAUGGUGAUGCCUGUCCUGAUGAACUGGCUUGCAGAGUGCCUGAUGCCUAUGGGAUAUUAUCUCCAGACAAUGAAUCUGAAUUUGAAUGGAUUUCUCUUUCCAGUUACGGCCAUGAAUGUGAUAAGCAUUCUGCCGUUUUUGAUUCGAGGUCCUAUUUUGGAGUGCCUCAAUGGGUGUUUCUUUAAUGCCAAAAGUAGUUGAUGGUUUCCUACAGAGUAUAUUGUUGUAGGUUGCAUGUCUGCUGCCCUGGCCAUGAUAGCAGCUGGGUUUCUUGAGGUACACAGGAAACAUUUCCCUAAGGUGGAACAAACACUUUCGGGCAAAAUCUUCCUGGAUUCCUCCAUGCCGUACCUCCAUCUGGCCCCGCGGUACAUCUUGCUCAGCGUGGCAGAAGCACUGGUGACUCCCACCUGUUCUUUAAUUACUUUCUGGUCUGUGCCCGGUGGGAUUUGUGGGAUUGCCAUGAAAGUCUUGACUUUCUUCAGCGGCCCUGGCUGUUUUGUGGGGGCCUUCCCUUGUUCUGGCAGCUUAUGUCUGGUCAUGAGCCCAACAGCUGGCAAGAGGAGGGCAGCAGUGCACCUGCGUGCGAGGAGGGGCCCUGGCCAAGCCCUGCAGCCGCCGCGCACGCCAUGUAGCCAGGGCUUCCAAGCGCCCCCGCUCAGAGAUGGACUGGGGCAGCUGCUGAAGCGGCUGUGCUGCGCCCGCCCACCUGCCCAGGUAGGCAGGAGGCGAGUGGCUGGGGAGCCUACAGGCGUGCUGGAGGAGCAGCCGGCCGGCCGGCGAACCCUGCGCUGGCUGCGGCGGCAGGAGCGAUGCUACCACCUAGGCUGCAGUGAGCCCAGCGAGGAGCCCGGAGCUUCGUCGCGAUCGCAGAUGGACCUUGAGAAGGAGACGCCUUCUCUGCCCCGUUGCCAGAGCGGUCCCGCUUCUCUGCCACCCCGCUUGGCUGCCGACCCGUGCCUUGGUGGAUACCGUGACGCCCUGGGCUUUGGGCCCCCUCCCGUCCCCCUCCCCCAAAACUCCUUAGCUACAGGGCUGUAA